UCGGCCCGCUUGAUCGCUGGUUUCAGAAAACUUUCGUUUUUCUAUGGAGAAUACUUUAAAGUCUGUUAGCGGGUUUAACAUUUAAAGUAGUGGUCAAAAUCUCUCGGUUAUUUGAAAUGUGAAAGUGGAACUUACGAAAAGGGUGGUGCCCAAAUUAAAGAUGAGUCACCUGUCGUUCUGGAGCCGGGCGGAUCUUCCGGAUAUCCGGCUGUCCGGGAAUAGACGCACGGAUGCUCAGGAGUCCAGAGGUCACAGCUCAGCGUUCACAAGGUCACACAACCAUCGACAUCGCAAGGUCACGACGGCGUCGUCAAACCUCAACAACUCUGUAACGAUGGACGUCGACGUUGACAACGACCUUCAAUGUCCCAUUUGCCUCGAGCUGUACACCUAUCCCAUUAUCCUCCCCUGCUCACACGUGCUCUGUCGAUCCCCGUGUGCCGAACAAUUGUUUGACUUCAAUUUUAUACGAUGCCCAGUCUGUAGGGACAACUGCUACGUUUCUGGCGGGAUUACUAGUCUACCUAGAGUGAUCGCCCUUGAAAAUAUAAUCGAGCGAUAUAAAAAUGAGCAAAAGAAAGGAAAGAACGAAAAGACAACGAUACCAUCUACAAACCAGCCAAAGCAACAAAAUCCUGCAGCUCAAAAAGACACAAGUGAAACUCUAGCAAAGUCACUGUCUUUGUUGAAUGAUAGUGUGUCUGCUUUGACGUCACUCACAUCGUCGAUGAACACUGUUCCAGAUAAAAAGUGCCAACAUUGUAAAAGUGCUAGCCCAAAGCGCGCCAAAAAGCUUUGUGUAACAUGUAAUUUGUAUUUCUGUGCAACCUGUUUAAGACAGUCCCACCCAAAUAAAGAACCGUUCACUAGUCACGAAUUUGUCGAUCCUCAUUCGGAACGAGCCACUUCCGGUUUACGUCAGACCGGAAGUUCCGAUAAAACCGGAAGUACAACAGUAUCGUCUGCUUUGAAGCACCAGAAUCUCAUAGACGCUUAUUGCAGUAUGUGUAUGCAGGCAUUUAGUUCAAAUUCGGAUGAAAGAAGUGCACAUGUUGGACAUCCGGUUGUUGCCAUAGAACAAGCUUACAGGGAAUUUAAGAAUCUCAUCGAAGGAAAUGCAGGAAAGCUGUCAGACAGCCAGGACAGGGUCGUCACGACGUUGAAAGAUCUCAAGGAUAGCCUGAAAGACGUCCAGCAUGUGCUAACACGACGUCGUGACGAAAUCAACAUGCAAUGUGACGCCUUACUUGCAGAGAUUGAGAACAAACGUAGCUAUUUCCUCGCUGAUUUGGAAUAUGAGGAACGUAUACAGCAGACGGCGUUAGAAGACUGUAUUAAACGCCUGGAAAAGGUGCUCGGAGCGUCACAGGGGUUGCAAGGUUACGUCUACGACAUGAUAUCGUCCGAAAAGGCACCGUUUUUAGAGGUCGCGAACACUUUAAAUGAAAGAAUUUUGAAAGCGUCUGUUGACUGUGAUAAUGCGACGACUGCGCAAGUACCGGAUGUUGAUGUGCUACAUGGGAAGGUUCUCGAUUGCAGACGAGAAAAGGUCUUCCUCAGGGAACUACACUACCUCAGUCCACCAUCGACGCCAAUCGUUGACGUUACCCGUUGUUCCCGAAGCAAGGACUCCGUCGUUCUGGCGCUGUGCCCACCGUCAAGCGUCCAUGAAGUCGUUGACCAAUAUGAAGUCAAUUUCUGUUCGGAGGAACAGAAAAACAUCGAGUUGGAGGAAACGCUGGUAGUAAAGAACAGUGUCGAGGACAGUUGCUCCACGAAGAUCUCCGCCAAUGCUUCCGGUAUCCUGGUCCUCCUACUGGAGAACCUGUGCCGCUCAACUACCUAUUACUUUUGCUUGAGCGCCGGGAAUGCCGCCGGUCGUUCAGGGAGUUCAGAAGUCGUCCAGUGCACGACGCUGUCUGAUAUGGAGAAUGUUAUACCUGCUCCUUCGAUCAUCGAACGUCACUGUAAGCGUUACUCGUCCUCGAUUCAGAUCUUUUCCUCAAGUCCCGUUGAUGUUGCAGCCGAACAGAAGAUUUCCCAUUUCCUUUUGUAUCGGCAACCCGCGAAUAAUCGCGUAUGGAAGUGUGUUUCCAUGUACGGCCGCGAGGAUCACCGAGUGUUUGGACUGGAGUCUGGAACGGAGUACGAGUUUGUGAUUCUUGCGUACAAUUUGCGCGGGGAGUGCCAGUUAUCAAACAAAGUAGUGAUAGAGACCGAAUCUUCUGCCAGUUUCUGAAAAUCUCGACUGUUAAGAAAGGAGUAAAAAAAGCGCCGAAUCUGCGCGGUCAAUGCCAUCUGUCGAUUGAAGUCCGCUAGUUGCUAGUGUCUGAAAGUCCCGUAUGCCGUAUAGACGGAAUAUGCGCAAUCGUAACAACUCGGCCAUCUCCGGCAAGCUCCGAGAUAGUCAAUAUUGUUCGAUACUGAAGUAGGAGUUCCGAUUGGGAAUAUGCGAUGUUCGCGUAAAUUCUGCACGGAGCGUCGGCUGUCAGAGUUGCAGUCGUGAUAGAGUUGUUUGCUAGUUUCUAAAAGUAUCAUAUGAUGUUUGAAACGGGUAACGUGAUUUAGGGGUACAGUGACCUGCGCAGGUGGAGUCAGCUGUCCAAUUAAACGGUGGGAGAGACAUUUGUUCUCAUUCGUCGGAGGCGUACCUUCCCGAAAUAUAUCAUUUGGAUUUUGAAUGCGAUACCAAUUGUUCAUCAUCUAUCCUUGAAGCAAUGGAAUAUUACAAAAAUCGUCCGCUGGAUUGUCAUCUUCAACGACGUCACAUUACCUGGCUAACCGACAGCGCACAAUAGCCCCACAUUUGAACUGAAUUAUAAACAAUUAAAGCACAAAAAAACUUGAUUAUGGAAGAUAAACAGACAUGGAUUUGUAAGGAAAAUUUGUGACUUUACGCCCCGUCGGUGAAUCGCUUGUUUGAAGUAUCAGCAAAAUUUAGUACACGUUUUGAGUGUUCAAAAUGCGCGGAUGGCAGCUUUUGUUCAACAAUGAAAUAAAGAGACAGCUAUUAUAAUGCCACGUCAAUUAAAUAUGUUAGAUGCUAUAUAGGUAGAAUUCUUUAUGCACCGGUUUUUGCAGCGUUUUAUUUGUUUUUAAAAGGAGUUUUCCACUGCCAUAUUAGUAGAUAGUUCUGACAGCGGUUUAUGUUAUUUAUUUAUUUUGUGAGAAAUGUCAGAGAAAACUGUUUUUGAUUUAUGCAAUGUUUUGUAGCUACAUUUUAUUUACACCAAGUAUUAUCAAGUUUGGUGCUUUUGUUUUAACUCACUUCGAUGCAUGAUUUUCGUAUCUAUUAUUUAUUUAAAAUAUAUAUAGUUUAGUAUUUUAGAAAUUCUAGCUUCUUUUGCAAACUUAAUUAAAUCCACACAUACCAAACUAAUUACAAACAUUGAACUACGUGUAAGCUAGAAACUUUGUUUCGCAGUUAUGUUUUGUAUCUUCUCUCGUCGUUCCUACUACCGAACGUUACCAUGUUAUGGCAUUGCUGUGAUAUGUACAGGGUCGAGUCACCAUGUUGCGUUCUUUACUACGCGAGUGAUUUCGAAUCGUGUCCUCAUUACUCUAGUUUGUUUGUAGUAUUGUGUUGUUGUUGAGUUACCAUUGACGUCAUAAUCUUUGGUUUGACCAUUAGUGGUUGGAGGCAGUGUGUUAUUUAAUAUUGCUGAAAUAUAUUUUAAAAGCGUU
Molecule: messenger RNA, 3684 nt
Organism: Mya arenaria
Lineage: Eukaryota; Metazoa; Mollusca; Bivalvia; Myida; Myidae
Product: E3 ubiquitin-protein ligase Midline-1-like
Exons: 9
Coding region: 161-2239 (692 amino acids)
Molecular function (GO): zinc ion binding; protein binding
Source: RefSeq, a predicted model, not a curated record